AACAUUCUGGCUUUAAAUCCUCGAAAACAGAUGCAUGCAUCUCUUCAUUCAACUGCAGCAAAGAAACAAGUCAAGAAGCAAUGGAAAAGGAAUUCUGACAAAAGCUGUUCAAACUGUGAGAAACUAGAAAAUAAUUUUGAUGACAUCAAGCAUACAACUCUUAGUGAGCGAGGAGCACUUCGAGAAGCAAUGAGGUAA
Eurypyga helias (sunbittern) is the source of this 198-nucleotide messenger RNA. RefSeq names its product dihydropyrimidine dehydrogenase [NADP(+)]-like. The transcript is spliced from 2 exons. The annotation marks the transcript as partial. Gene Ontology annotation, biological process: uracil catabolic process; thymine catabolic process. Lineage: Eukaryota; Metazoa; Chordata; Aves; Eurypygiformes; Eurypygidae. Gene Ontology annotation, molecular function: NADP binding; dihydropyrimidine dehydrogenase (NADP+) activity; iron-sulfur cluster binding. Gene Ontology annotation, cellular component: cytosol. The record is from RefSeq and is a predicted model, not a curated record.